CCCGUGGUGAGAGUGAUGGUUGCUUCCACUUCCCGCCAACUGGACGCUCAAAACAUGGAAGCUGGAAGUGAGGGUGCGGAAGUUACCAGUGUGGCCACAGGAGCCGGCGGGACGUCGGACAGAUAUACGCGGGCAGUGGUAAAGGUCGAAUCAUCGGACGUAGUAGCAACAGAGUCAUCGCUCAGCGAAACAGAGCACACAGCCAACGAUCCAGCGAUGGACGUGGAAGGGGAGAAGGUAACACACCGAGAGGGGGCGGACGCGCUGACGGUCAGCAAAACCGCAUCGCCGGUAGCGGCUGGCAGCGGGGAGGAGGAGGACGAUGGCAACAACACGUCGCCGCAAACCGGCAAGCUGAAUCAUCUCCACCGCCAGCAGCGGCGCAGCAGUAGCAGCAGCGGCAGCAAUCAAAGUCACCGCCAGCAGUCGGCGAACAAGCAGCGCAGCGAGCAUCUGCACCAGCUCACGGACGAUAUGCUGCGGCGGAAAACGAUGAACAACAACAGCAGCACAGUGCCGAACAACAACAGCAGCAGCACCCGUGGCAAGCGGUCGCUAGAGUCGACGGCGGAGAUGCUGCUGCAGCAGCAGCGCCGCCAGGCGGCGGCAGCAUCGACAACCACCGCAGCACCGGUCGGGAAGCAGCAGGCGCGCGGUGCGCGUCGCCCGGAGGACGACGAGGACGAGGAGGACGGGCAAACGGUCGUUGGGGCCGAGCCGGGGAAGCGGUACAUCUGCCCGAUUUGCGACUGUGUGUCGCCGACGCAGCGUGCCUUUACCGACCACAUCCGGCUGCACAAUGCCGAGUCGGAGUCGGCGGCGACGGCCGUUGCGUCCGCGAGCUUCUGCUGCAAAAUCUGCUCGAAGGUGCUGUCGUCGGCGUCAUCGCUCGAUCGGCACGUGCUGGUCCACACGGGCGAGCGGCCGUUCAACUGCAAAUACUGCAGCCUCACGUUCACCACCAACGGGAAUAUGCAUCGGCACAUGCGCACCCACAAGUACCCGUCCGGACGUGACAGCUUCGAGAGCGAUGCCGGCGGUGGUGGCGGUGGCGCAGGCGUUGGCGGUGGCUCAUCAUCCGACGGUAGUGGGGCAGGAGGAGGCAACAAGACUGUCCGUAACAGUGGCCGCACGGGGGGUCACGGUGGGCCAGCGGCAGCCACGAACCGCCAUUAUCGGAAGAAAAAGGAGGAAGACCCGGAGGAGGAUGAGGACGCGGAUGAGGAGGAUGACUACGGGCAACCGAAGCGGAAGAAGCGUGCACUGUACGAGCGUAGCGAUGAGCAGGAGGAGGAGGAGCUGGCGAUGAUGGAGGAGCAGCCGGGCAGUGGCAGGCGUCGCCGGCAUAAGGAGCUGCUGAUGGGCGUCGUCGACCUGCCGGACGAACCCGACGAGGAGGAGCGCGAGUUCGAGGAGGAGGAGGAGGAGGAGCACCGCGGCAGCAAACGGAAGGCAUCGUUGGGCGAGCGGCCGCAGCAGUACCGCAAGGUGCGGACCAUCAACAACAACCUGCUGGAGGGCUCGGUGGUCGAGAGUGGGCAACGGUACUGCUGUCCGGUUUGCGUGCGGAACGAUUUCGCGAGCAUGCUCAGCCUGGAGCAGCACCUGGACCGGGAACAUCCGACCAUACCGGCCAAAUGCCGGCACUGCGAGAUCAUGUUCCGCAGCCACAAGGCGCUGAAUGCGCACCGGUGCAGCAACAACAACUAUCAAAACAUAACGCCCGGCUUCAAGGAUCUCACCUUUGUGGACUUUUCCAGCGAGAAGUUUCCGCUGAUCGCAAAAAACCUGUGCGAGCAGAGCAUCCGGACGCCGGUGACGAGCCAAAAGUACGAGUGCACCCGUUGCUACCGGGCAUUCCCGUGCUCGAAGACGCUCGCGAUGCACGCGGCAGACUGCUGCAGUGUUGGUUUGGGCGGUACGGGCGGGGAACGAGCGGCAGGUGGGCCGAGACGCAAGCGGGCGUCGAGCGAGUCGGACUCGUCCGAUGUGUCCGGGUCGGACGGUGGUUCGUGCUACGACGAGCGCCACAACCGAACGUAUGACGAGGACCGGCAUCGGGAUCUUCGCAAUCAGCAGCAACAACAACAGCAGCAGCAACACCUCCAGCAGCAGCAGCAGCAGCAACAACACCACGCCCAGCAGGGCCACCUGCGGCGGGAAGAUUUCUUCGCCAACUUGGAUCUGCAGAACCGGUCCGUGGGGACGCUUUCGGAGGCACCGACCACACCGUCCUCGCUGGACAAGUCUUUCUCGUCGCCGGUGCCGGUGCUGAAGCAGGAACCGCUCGCAUCGCCCACCGAUUCGACGGCGGCACUGCCAACGUACUACUCCUCCAACAUGGCGCUCUAUCACGCGCACCAGCAGCAGCAGCAGCACCACCAGCAGAUGGUCGACAGCGGUAAGGAUCUCGCGGACAUUCAGUCCAUCAUCAAUGUGGCGUCGUCGGGCGGGUUGUUCGGUCGCCAGCUGGAUGGUGGCAGCCAUACGCCCCUGUCCGGCCUGCUGGACGCCUCCCUCGGCAAGGACGGUGCGGGCAGUGACAGUGGCAUGUACGCCCACUCGACCGGGUCGCGCGACGAACCGGAAGAGGCGCAGGAUGCGUUUACGGCCGAGUUUCGGCGCAUGAAGCUGCGCGGCCAAUUCCCGUGCCGCAUCUGCACGGCCGUGUUUCCGAACCUGCGCGCCCUCAAAGGUCACAACCGUACGCACGUGACGGCGGCCGGACCGGGCCCGUACCAGUGCAACAUGUGCCGCUACGUCGUCAGCGACAAAGCGACCCUGAUCCGGCACAUGCGCACGCACAACGGGGACCGGCCGUACGAGUGCGCGCUGUGCAACUACGCCUUCACGACGAAGGCCAACUGCGAGCGGCAUCUGCGGAACCGGCACGGGCGUACGACGCGUGAGGAUGUGAAGCGCGCGAUCAUCUACCACCCGGCGGAAGAUUCCUCCUGCGACGAUCCGCUCAAGAAGCUGCAGCUGUUCAACACACCGCCGGCCGACGGGUCGUACACGCCGACGAUGCUGGCGAGUGCCACGUAUCAGGACGAGCAAAGUCUGCCGGAGGCACGCAGCAGCACACCGCUGCAGUCGCAGGAGCUGAAGGACAUGCUGAUGCCGCAGCUGCCGCUGAGCUUUGUGGCAGCCGCAGCGGCGGCCGGCCAGAACCACAGUCCCCUGCUGGACACCGGUCUGCUCCUGCAGACGCCGCUGGGUGGCGGUGUGGGCAAUGGCACAUUCGGCACUGCCGCAGUCGCGGCCAAGAUACAGGUGAAGAGCCUCGAGAAGUUGAACCAGCUGACACCACCGAAGGAGGACGACGAUGAGGACGAUACGCUCGAGGAGGACCAAGACCAGUCGCUAGACGACCCGCCAAUCAUUUCGGGCAAGAAGGCAACGCUCGUAGAGGGUGGCAAACACUCGACGGAGGUGAACAGCAAUCCGCUGCCGAUCGAUUUAAGCAUGGACGCGCUUGACCUCAGCAAGAAGUCGACCGCGUUCGGACGGAAGCCAGCACCGGCCAGCACACCAACCGCACCGAUGCUGUCGACCGACGGCGAGGACGAGGACGACGAUAUGGAGGGCGCCCCGAUGCACCGUCACCACCGGGCGGACAUGUUGCUGCCGGUGAAUGGUGUCGAGAGCGAACCGCGCUCGGCGGUGUCCAAGAAGCAUGCCGGCAGUGGAGGAACCGGACCCAAGCAGCAGCACGCCAAGGACACGGAGGCGGACGAGGACGGCGAGGCGGGCCAUCGACGGGGCGAACUGCCGAAGCUAUCGAAGGUCAAUCUCGCCCAGCAACAGCAGCAGUUCUUCAACGAUACGUUCGCCAAACUCGACCCGAUGCACUUCUUCCAGCUCUAUCAACUGUACAACACGCUGCAGUUGCCAUCCUUCCCGCUGCAUGCAGCACCCUUCCUGCAGAACCCAAUGCUACCCGGUUCGGCGGCAGCGUUGGGCGAGCUGCUCGGGAAGGACUUCGGUUUGGGAGCGCUGCCCAACUUGGCGGCUGCGGCCGCCGUAACCGCAGCGGCUACAUCCAGCGGUGGUCGCAACCACCGCCAUCCGUUGCUGGUGAACCCGUUCUAUCCACCGCCGGUCACCGACACCCCGCCGAACAGCGUCACCAAGACGGCGGGAGAUUGUAUGUCCGGGGAUGUUGGAACGGCGGCGACCCUGGCAACGCCGAAACAGCUGCUGACGCCCUCAUCGCCCUCACCGAUGUCCACCCCGAUUGGGGGUGGCGGGGCCGGUGGUGCUGGCGGGUCCAGCGGUGGCAACAAUCAUCUGUCAUCUUUGCAGCAGCAGCAGCAGCAUUCGAGCGGUGGUGGCAGCGGUGGUUCACCGGUCACUUCAGCCGCUGCGCUGGCAGCGGCAGCAGCGGCAGCAGCCGCCGCCGGUGUCAGCAGCUUCGGCGUGUCGCCACUAUCGGCCGCAGCGGCUGGUGGGGGCCCCAGUGCGUCGGGCGUUGGUCCGGUGAAGAUGGUGAUCAAAAAUGGAGUCCUUAUGCCAAAGCAGAAGCAACGCCGCUACCGUACGGAGCGGCCGUUCGCAUGCGAGCACUGUUCCGCCAGGUUCACGCUGCGCUCCAACAUGGAGCGGCACAUCAAGCAGCAGCACCCACAGUUCUGGUCCCAGCGGCAACGCGGCGGCCAUCAUCUGAUGCGGCGCAGUGGUGGCGGCGGCGGAGGAGGCGGUGGUGGUGGUGGUGGUGGGGGGAGCAACAGCAGUAGCGGUGCGAGCAUGUCCGCUGCAAGCAGCUCGGUUGGGUCGCUGGUGUCCGCACUGCAGGGAGCGUUCGGGGCGGGCGGAGCAAUGCACGGAAGCGGCAACGGCGGAAGUGGUGCCAUUUCGGAGCAGGUAAAGUACGCGAUCCUGGCGCAGCAGUCCGGCAAGGGUGGCGGUGGUGGGAUGUGUGGUGGAGGCAAUAGUCAGGACGGUGCUGCCGCCAGUCACCUGAACCCACUGCUGCACAACAUGAUUGUGCAGGGUGCGGCAGGACACUGGAACCAGCAGCAGCACCAGCGCCUGAACAACCACUACGGCCAGCAACAGACACCCGUCCUGCCGUCCGGACUUGCUGGAAGGCGCAUCGGUGGGGGCGGCGGCCGUGGUGAAACGGAGGAAGACGACGAGGACGAGUGUCGGGUGGAGCGGCAGUACGAAGGUGCGACACCGAUACUGAGCCAGCGCCACCGUCGCCGUCGGCGGCGCCUGCAGUCGCAUCUCGAGUACGAUGCUGAAUUCCAGCGCCGUGGUUUCGACGAUGCCGACAACAUCCACAAGCUGGCGUACGACGAAGAGGAGCACCACCACCAGCUGCCUGCUACAGCCGAGCCCCACGAGGAAGAGCACGACGAGGAGGAAGAGGACGGAGCACCGGAAGAAGGGGGGCGAGCCGGUGAGGAGGACGAUGAAGAGGAGGACGAUGCGCAGCUCGUGAUUGAUGAGGAGGACGAAUGUGGUGGAGCGCGUGUGGCAAAAAUGCAACCACCGGAUGCGAAGACCGAGCCGAAAAGCGACCUCGUCGGUGACUCACACCUCGACCAUGGUGCGAGUUUGAACCGCAUACUGAAACAGAAGCUGGAGGAGAAUCGUACGAAGGUAGAGAACGCUGGUGGUGAAAAGGUUGCCGCCACCACGGUGCAGGAGCAGCCGUUGGUGAACGCUGCCCAGCAACAACCGCAAUCCGGCAAGCAACCGAAGCAGCCAAUCAACCAAUCAGGGACCGCUUCCGUUACGAGAAAGGCGUCAUCUAGCAGCAGCAGCAGUAGUAACAGUAGCCUGAUACAUCACGAUGAAAGCGGUAGCAGCGAUCUGGUGCCCGUGUCCAAGCUGCUGGAUAACGCAGUCAAUCCGGCGUUGGAGAGCUUCUUUAGCCGACCGGAGGUUCAGGUACCUCUGUCCCAGGACCACAGUGAUGAGGAGGGUCUGGUGGCGUCCGGGUCCGCUUCGGAGAGUAAUAACUCCGGCACGGAUGAUCCCAACCCAUCGGCGGUGGCACUCGCCCAUCAGCAGCAGAAGAAGAAAUCGGCCUACAGUCUCGCCCCGAAUCGGGUCAGCUGUCCCUACUGCCAGCGCAUGUUCCCGUGGUCGAGUUCACUGCGCCGUCACAUCCUCACGCAUACCGGCCAGAAGCCGUUCAAGUGUUCCCAGUGUACGCUGCUCUUCACCACCAAGUCGAACUGUGACCGGCACCUGCUGCGUAAGCAUGGGGACGUGGAGUCGGCCGUCUCGAUACCGGUACCGAUAGACGAUCUGCUCGAUCCCAAACCGGAACCAAUACCGGUGGCCGUUGCCGAGGCAAUGUGCAAGAAGAUUUCGGGCAAGGGUGCGCGAUCGGCAGCGGUGGUCGCCUCGCUGAAGGGACCUGAGCAACAGCUGCAACAACAACAACAGCAGCCACAGGUCGGUGCCGAAGAUGAGGAAGCCCAUCCGGAUGUGGGACAGUCGAAGGAGAAGCAUUGCGAUGUUGCUCCAAAAAACGAAUCAAUUGAGGCACGGCAGGCCGUCGAUGAGGAGGAGGAGAACGCUAAGCUGCACCCAGUGUUGGACAAGAAAAAUGGCGGUGAAGGUGGCCAUGUGGAGGAUGCGGAGCUGGAGGAAGAGGAGGACGAUCAGGAGGAGGACGACAAGCAGGCAGUGAAGGAGACUCGCCAUCGCCGUUCAGCGCGCCGCCAUCAACGCGAUGAGCAGAAUGGCGAUGAGGAGGAGCGCCGUCACCGAUUCCAUCCACACAGCGCUCCGGACACGGCGGCGACGGAGGACGAUGAUGGUGAAGGCAAGGAGGAGGAGGAGGAGGGCCUGUUUUCGGCCGGUGGUUUGCCAGAUCUUCCCUACAAGUGCCACCUGUGCGAUGUUUCAACGGCCGAGCGUGUGUCCUGCCUGGAGCACAUCAAGCAAACCCAUCCGCAGGAGUUCACGACCCUCAUGGCGAAGGUAUCGCUCGAGGCUGCCGCAUCGGCAACGGAGAGCGAGACACACACCGGCUCACCGGACGAUGAUGAGAGUGGCAACAACAACAACAACAACAACAACAACAACAACGGUGGCAAGUAUCUCGACUAUGCCAAUCGGAAGGUUAUCUGCGCAUUCUGUUUGCGUCGCUUCUGGUCGACGGAAGACCUGAGACGGCACAUGCGGACGCACUCCGGCGAGCGACCGUUCCAGUGUGACGUGUGCGAUCGCCGAUUCACCCUCAAGCACAGUAUGCUGCGCCACCGGAAGAAACACACCGCGGACGGUGGAAACGCUUCCCCCGUCUCGUCCUCCUCCUCCACCACCGGUCGGCGGCAUACGUCCUCCCGGCGCACAAACGGUCAGUCGGACGGUCGCCGAGGUAAGGUCAAUGGGCACGGUGAUCCCAACAGCGGUUCCGAUCUUACCGAUGACGACGAGUAUGAGGACGCGGAGUGCUCCAGCCCACCGCUAUCUAGCCAACAGCAGUCAGACCAACAGCAGCAGAACCACCAAACACCAGCUGAGCGUGGUACCGCAACCACCAACACCACUGCGGCGAUCCCAACGGUUCCAGCGUCGGCCGCCAUCAUCUGUGGAGGGAAGCGUUACAACCACCACCAACGCCAUCACUACCAAAACCACGGCCAGCAGCAGCAGCACUCGGAGCUGAUCGGCAAUCUGCUCGGCAUCAGCGACCAGGGCAUACUGAGCCGGGUGCUGCUCUCAUCCGCCUCCGAAGCUGCCAAGCUGCUCGGUGUGGAUAAGUGACGGGGCGCGUGUGGCCAAACACCGCAAAGCCAACACAUACCGGCGAGUGACAUCCACUUACUGGUUACUGGCAACAGAAGUAGUGCGGUUUAGUACUCGGAUACUCCUCAGGAUGGUGGCAUUCGUGUUGCUUUCUUUUAUUUUACGUAUUAGCGGUUAGAACCGUCGUUGUGCAGGUCGAAAAUAACUCAAACAAUGCGAGAAGAACAAUAUAUCCCGGUUACGGUUUGUUACGGGGGACUGUUGUUGUAAAUAUUUUAUUUAAACAAAACAGAAACACUCCACACUUAAAAUUAAGUCACAGAAUAAUUGCACGUGCGCGCGCGCGCGCGAGAGAGAGAGAUAGAGUGAGAAAGAUUGAUCUUUUUGUUGGUUUAAAAAAAAAUAAGUUAGAAAAUCGGAAAAUGCACGCGCAUAGCAUACGACAUUUUCCAAACAGCAUAAUCAAA
Messenger RNA from Anopheles moucheti, 8180 nucleotides. RefSeq lists its product as uncharacterized. Gene Ontology annotation, biological process: regulation of transcription by RNA polymerase II. Lineage: Eukaryota; Metazoa; Arthropoda; Insecta; Diptera; Culicidae. Gene Ontology annotation, cellular component: nucleus. The transcript is spliced from 3 exons. Gene Ontology annotation, molecular function: RNA polymerase II cis-regulatory region sequence-specific DNA binding; DNA-binding transcription activator activity, RNA polymerase II-specific. The record is from RefSeq and is a predicted model, not a curated record. The coding region runs from base 16 to 7731 and encodes 2571 amino acids.